AUGGUCACAAGAAAUUAUGGUGGUCUUCCAAUCAAUAAAAAUAAUGUGGUACAAGCGGUAACUGGUUUUGGACGAAGAAACUAUGCAAAAGAUGACAAAGAUUGCUGCAAAGAUGUCGCACAAACUGAAGGCAAACGAGUGGAGAGCUGGCCUAAGGACGACCCUCCGCCUCCCGCGUGGCGUUGUGAAUGUCCCCGUGAUCCUCAGCCUCCCAACUAUGACCCCUACAGGAUCAAGGUCCCGGAUAUUGUAGUCCCACCUCUACCUCCAAGCAAUGCCAAGUGGGAUGGAGUGGCCCUCACGUCGAAUCCCCAUGGAGGACAGGACCAUACCCAAGGCCCCGGCUCUUACGGCUUUGACCCACAUUCGGGCAUGCAGCAGCAAGAAGCAGCGAAACAGGAGGAAGGGAAAGAAGAGGGUUUCUUGGGUAUACUCAAAAGUUUGUUUGGUAAAGGUAGAAAGACUGAAGGGAAGGGUAGCGGCGACACCAUGAUGGACUACCAGUACUGUGACGCAGAGGAACACUGUGCUUACCCAGAAUAUCAGCAAUAUAGUGUACCUCAACCUGUUACUGACCUAAUCUACAACUCCCCUUUAAUGUGUCGUGAUCAUUGGAUGCCUCAGCCGGAGAAAAAAGAGCAUAUAAAAGAAUCGUCCAAACUUGGUUAUCAUGGUAGAAUUAAACUCAAGUAUGCUUUCCACGAACCAUGGAAGCCUUUAGAUCGAAUGUCUUUGUUGGAACAGGCUGAGAGAGAAGAGAUGGGGCAAGGUGAUGAGGACUUGACAAAGUCUACUGACAAACAGUUGUCCAAAUGA
This is a messenger RNA of Diatraea saccharalis (sugarcane borer), 816 nucleotides long. NCBI's taxonomy places the organism in Eukaryota, Metazoa, Arthropoda, Insecta, Lepidoptera, Crambidae. The record is from the annotation of a GenBank genome assembly.